Molecule: messenger RNA, 1172 nt
Organism: Dryobates pubescens (Downy woodpecker)
Lineage: Eukaryota; Metazoa; Chordata; Aves; Piciformes; Picidae
Gene: WARS2
Product: tryptophanyl tRNA synthetase 2, mitochondrial
Exons: 6
Coding region: 55-1098 (347 amino acids)
Biological process (GO): mitochondrial tryptophanyl-tRNA aminoacylation
Cellular component (GO): mitochondrial matrix; mitochondrion
Molecular function (GO): ATP binding; tryptophan-tRNA ligase activity
Source: RefSeq, a predicted model, not a curated record
UUCCCCGUCCUGUUCCGUCUUCUCCUUUCCCCCCUCCCCCCCAGUUCCUUUCCCAUGGCGACGCUGAGUGGCCUCAGCCGGGCCCUGCACCGCGGGAACCUGGGCCAGAGCGCGGCCAUGGAUCGGAUUUUCUCCGGUAUCCAGCCAACUGGGACACCUCACCUGGGCAACUACCUUGGAGCCAUUCAGAACUGGGUGAAUCUGCAGGAGGAAUGCAGCUCAGUGCUGUAUAGCAUUAUGGACAUGCACUCUCUCACCGUGCCCAAGGAGCCAGCUGUCCUGCGCCAGAACAUCCUGGACACCACGGCUGCCAUCCUUGCCUGUGGUGUUGACCCGAAGAAGUGCCUUCUGUUCCAGCAGUCCCUGGUUUCUGAGCAUGCACAACUUGCCUGGAUUCUUGGGUGCUUAACUAACGUGCCACGUCUGCUGCGCUUGCCCCAGUGGAAGACAAAGCGUGCCAGCCAGAAUAACGAAGGGACUGCGGGUUUGUUGACUUACCCUGUGCUUCAAGCAGCAGAUAUUUUGCUCUACAAGUCGACACAUGUUCCCGUUGGAGAAGAUCAAGUCGUGCACCUGGAACUAGCCCAAGAUAUAGCACAACAUUUCAACAAGAAAUAUGGAGAAUUCUUUCCUGUGCCCAAAACCAUUUUAAGUGCAAACAAAAUAAAGUCCCUCAGAGACCCAACAGUGAAGAUGUCCAAGUCAGACCCGCAGAAGUUAGCUACGGUAAGCAUCGCAGACAGCCCCGACGAGAUAGCGCUGAAAUUCCGCAAGGCCGUCACUGACUUCACCUCUGAGGUGAGCUACGACCCAGCCGCUCGCCCUGGUGUCUCCAAUUUGGUGUCCAUUCAUGCUGCAGUGACGGGACUUAGCAUCAAAGAAGUGCUGCACCAAGCUCUUGGCCUUGACACGGCGCAGUACAAAAUGGUGGUGGCGGAGUCGGUUAUCCAGAAGUUUGCGCCGAUCAGGAGCGAAAUCAAGAAACUGCAGGAAGACAAAUCCCAUCUGAUGAAAGUUUUGGAGGAUGGAGCAGAAAAAGCCAAAGAGCUGGCUGCCCCCAUCUAUCAAGAAAUCAGGAGACUGGUGGGAUUUCAGUAGAAACUGCUGAGCAGCUACAGAACUUGUGUUUCCUGGGACAGAUGUUUUGUUAUUUGCAUCUUCUCUUGAAUCAA